Molecule: messenger RNA, 6335 nt
Organism: Strongylocentrotus purpuratus (purple sea urchin)
Lineage: Eukaryota; Metazoa; Echinodermata; Echinoidea; Camarodonta; Strongylocentrotidae
Gene: aars1
Product: alanine--tRNA ligase, cytoplasmic
Exons: 21
Coding region: 134-3055 (973 amino acids)
Biological process (GO): tRNA modification; alanyl-tRNA aminoacylation
Cellular component (GO): cytoplasm; mitochondrion
Molecular function (GO): ATP binding; amino acid binding; aminoacyl-tRNA deacylase activity
Source: RefSeq, a predicted model, not a curated record
ACUAUUUAGAACGUACAGUAAAAUUGUUGUACACAAGCUGAAUGCGCGUGCAUCUUCAAAUGAGACAGCUGUCGUCGAUUGCUGGAAAUUGUACAGACGCUUCAUACAGGUGAAUUGACAAACUUGAGUGAGAAUGGAUGCCAGUCUGACCUCGAAGGAUAUCCGUCAAACUUUCAUUGACUUCCAUGUGAAGCUGAAUGAUCUGCCUCAUGACUUCUGGAGGUCAUCUUCCGUUAUCCCUCUGGAUGACCCUACCCUCCUCUUCGCCAAUGCGGGUAUGAACCAGUUCAAGCCUAUCUUCCAAGGAACAGUAGACCCUAACAGUGACCUUGGACGAUUGGCCCGUGCUGUGAACAGCCAGAAGUGCAUCCGUGCCGGUGGCAAGCACAAUGACUUGGACGAUGUAGGCAAGGAUGUCUACCAUCACACUUUCUUUGAGAUGUUGGGCACCUGGUCAUUUGGUGAUUACUUCAAGAAAGAGUCUUGUGAGAUGUCCUGGAAGCUGCUGACCGAGGUUUACAAGCUCCCUGCAGAGAGGAUGUACAUCACAUACUUUGGAGGAGACCCUGAAGCAGGACUAGAGCCAGACCUGGAAUGCAAACAAAUCUGGCUUGACUUGGGCAUUCCUGAAGAGCGUGUGAUGCCGUUUGGCAUGAAGGACAACUUCUGGGAGAUGGGUGAGGUAGGACCUUGCGGGCCUUGUACUGAGAUCCACUUUGAUCGUAUUGGAGACCGUGAUGCUCGCGCCAUGGUCAACAUGGAUGUCCCUGACGUGCUGGAGAUCUGGAACCUUGUAUUCACGCAGUUCAACAGAGAAUCUGAUGGGGAGCUGAAGGUUCUACCAAAGAAGUGCGUUGACACAGGCAUGGGUCUGGAGAGGAUUACCUCAGUCAUCCAGGGCAAGUCAUCCAACUACGAUACUGAUCUCUUCCAGCCAAUCUUUGAUGCCAUCCAGAAGGCGACUGGAGUGCGUCCAUACACUGGGAAUGUUGGAGCAGAUGAUGUUGAUGGUAUAGACAUGGCUUACAGGGUAGUGGCUGAUCAUAUCCGCACAUUGACCAUAGCUCUCUCGGAUGGAGGCAGGCCAGAUAAUGUUGGAAGAGGUUAUGUUUUAAGGAGAAUCCUGCGUCGUGCUGUCCGCUUUGCCACAGAGAAGCUGAAUGCCAAGCAGGGUCUCUUUGCUUCUCUUGUCACAAUCGUACAGGAUAACCUGGGUGAAGCCUUCCCAGAGAUCAUGAAAGAUCCUCAGAUCGUGAUGGACGUCUUAAAUGAAGAAGAGGCACAGUUCCUCAAGACUCUCAACAGAGGGCGUCGUGUGCUCGAGAAGACCAUCUCGCGGCUUAGCCCUGAUUGCAAAGUUCUGCCAGGUCGAGCAGCAUGGCUACUGUACGACACCUACGGGUUCCCUGUAGAUCUCACAGGGCUCAUGGUGGAAGAGAAAGGGAUGUCUGUUGACUGUGCAGCUUAUGAAGAGGCCAAGAAGGCGGCGCAGCUUCUAUCUCAAGGUAAGGGCUCUGGUGUGGAUGAUACCAUCGGUCUGGAUGUCCAUGCCAUCAAUGAAUUACAGGAGAAGAGAAAGGUGCCUCCAACCAACGACUCCGCCAAGUACAAGUACGAAAGCAACGAUGGCUCAUACACUUUUGAGUCGACAGUGGGUACAGUGAUAGGCCUGAGGAAGGACAGGCAGUUUGUAGAGGAGGUCAACCAUGGGGAAGAUUGUGGAGUACUCCUAGACCAGACCUCUUUCUACGCAGAGUCUGGAGGACAGAUCUUUGACGAGGGCUUCAUGGAGAAAGAAGGAGACAAGGAUGUAGAGUUCCGUGUAACCAACGUGCAGGUCAAAGGUGGCUACACACUUCACAUUGGAAAGGUGUCUGCUGUAGGAGACACAACCAAAAUCAGAGUUGGAGACAAGCUGAAUCUCUACAUUGAUGAGGUGAGAAGAAGACCUGUAAUGAGCAACCACACUGGGACUCAUGUCUUGAACUUUGCCCUCCGCAAGGUGCUGGGUGAGGCUGAUCAGCGAGGCUCACUGGUGGCGCCAGACAGGCUACGAUUCGACUUCAGUGCAAAGGGAGCCAUGAAGACAGAGCAGAUUAAGAAUGCAGAAGAGAUUGCCAAUCAGGUCAUCUCUAAGAAAGAAACGGUCUAUGCCAGGGUCACACCUCUCGUCGAGGCCAAGGCCAUCCAAGGGUUACGUGCUAUAUUUGAUGAGACGUAUCCUGAUCCAGUCAGAGUGCUCUCCGUUGGUAUACCUGUAGAAGAUAUGACCUCUGACCCCGCUGGGCCUGGAGGUACCGUCACAUCGGUGGAGUUCUGUGGUGGAACCCAUGUACGCAAUGCUGGUGACAUAGGAACCUUUGUGAUUUCAUCCGAGGAAGCCAUCGCCAAGGGAAUCCGAAGGAUAGUAGCCAUCACUGGGCCAGAUGCUGAUAAGGCCAACGUGCGUGCGGAGGGUCUAGAGAAGCAGGUAGAGGCCCUGGCCACCAAGAUCCAAGCCAAGGGAGCUAACAUGAUGCAGAAGAUACUCUCAAAGGCUGUCUAUGAACUUGGAAAUGAUCUGAAUGUAGCUAUUGUUCCUCAGUGGAGGAAAGACACAAUGCGCAACAGGCUCAAAGAGCUGAAGAAGUGCCUUGAUGACAUGGAUAAAGCAAAGAAGGCUGAAGUCAUGCAGAAAACCAAGGAGGCGGCUAACGAGAUAAUUGCCAGCAACCCUGAUGUACCCUUCUUGGUGGCCCGUCUAGAGGCUGGCUCCAACUCUAAAGCCUUGGAUGCUGCUCUCAAGGAGUUCAAGAGCAAGUCACCCAAGACCUCUGCCAUGCUCUUCAGUGUGGACCAGGAAGCCAACAAGAUUGUCUGCCUGGCACAAGUACCUAAGGAUGCUGUCGGCAAGGGACUAAAGGCCAACGAAUGGGUGCAGGAAGUAGCAGGCAUCAUGGGAGGAAAGGGCGGAGGUCGUGACGUGUCCGCACAGGCCACAGGAGACCAAAUAGGAGUUGUGGACCUGGCCGUGGAGAUGGCACAACAGUUUGCUCAACUUAAACUAAGCAGUUAAGGCUAACAGUGAUUUGUAUUUUUCUUUCUUCAUGUAAAUCUAUUAUAGUUAUAAUGUUAUUUUAAUGGCUAAGUUUAGUUAUUGCAAGUGCUGGGAAAUACAAUGAGAAUCUACUCUUCUAUUUGCUGAAGGCAAUUUCUAUAAAAAAACAAGGAUAUUAAAUAUAGAUUUUACCUUCGAAUAAAUGACUACAUGAUAUGAGUGAAUGUAAAAAACCUUUAUUUAAAUCCCAAAUACAGAUGAUACUUGUGAAGUUGCAACAUCUGUUUAAAUUUCAGGUAUCUGCAAUAACCUGAAAUUUUUGAGAUUGAUGUCUGGCACUUGCAAUUAGUUUACAUUGGCUAAAGAUUGCAUGCAUAUUAAGUACCGGUAUAUGAGACUGAUAUGUGGAAUGCAUGAGAAACCAUAGAGUGCCCUCAUGUAUCCUAGUCAGAGUUCAUAUAGAAGGAAUGUCCUGUGAGAAUCUGAAUAGCCUACUUUUUUAGGAGGUUACAUCUAUGUAGAGUGGACCACAAAAAAGGGCUUUCGUAAUACCUUUUUUGAAGUGAUACAUUAUUGUUUUACAAAAAUAAGUGCCCCACACAUGUGCAGCAAUUGGUGUAGCGCUUUGUAACUGCAAGGAAAAGGCGCUAUGUCAAAUACUGUUUGGAUUAGAUUGGAAACGAUAUGGGACCAAGGUUUCCAACAAUUUCACCCAUAAAGCCUUGUUAAAGGUAAUACAAACUUUUGGUAAUAUUUCAACAGGAUUGGAUUAUGAAAUUUAAAAUUUGCAUUUUUAUUGUGAAACCUAGUGUUGGAAUAAGCAACUUUGAAAAAAUUAGUCUGUAAAACGCUAAGGAUUUUGAGGAAUUAAAAUAUCAAAUUUAUCGGUGCUCCAGACAAAUUUCAAAUAGCGCCUACGGCCAAACAACGGCAGCUGCAACCAUGAAAGUCUCGGAAUAAGCAGUUCUGAUAUAUAGUUUCCAACCGGUAAUAGAAAAUUGAUUGAUUUUAGUCAAGAAACAUUGUUUUGAAGCUUCAAAGUAACAUCAAUCUUGAGAGGGAGCUAUACAACAUAAAUAUUUUAUUAUUCACAGUUGCAUCUCUUGGACUUGAUUUCAACCGCGACAACGAUCAUCAAAUGUUGUAGGAUUCAUUCAAUAGGUUCAUUUGAACCAAAUUCAUGACCCCAUACCAAAACUUUGUAUUACCUUUAAGAUACGAAGCUGUAACCACAAUAAUUUUGUGGUAGUGGUGACGGAAGUAGAACACGCUUGUUUCAGGUGCUCCAUUCUCUUUCAUAGUCUGUAGGUCCCCUAGUUGUGUAUGUACAAACAUAUAUUCUCUGCUUUUGUUAGUUGUUCCACCCAAAACAAGCAUAAAGUGUCAAGCCAAGAUUUAAGAGAAUUGGGUCUGUGCAUUAGUUUAUUUGAUGGGGUAAUGAUAUAUGUAUGAUAUACCAGUAUAGCUUGUGUUUGUUUUAUUUUGUUUUCUUUUAACUUAAUUAUCAAAUUUUUCUUUAGUCAUGUAAUGCAAACUAAUCACGGCUAAAUUUUGCAAGAAAUUGAAUAUAUUGGUAUUCAAAAAUUGUUGAAUACAGGAAGUAGUACUGAUUAAGGAUCUGAAUAGUUGUGUGAUCAAAAUCAAAAUGCAGGGUUAUUUUUGAUCUUUCCAUGGAGGAGAAAUUCCCUCUUGGUUUUAAUCAGAAACAGUUGUACAACCGUCUUAAGACAUACAUCACUCCAGUACGUUGGCUAUUUCAGGAUCUUUCCAAUCAAAUGAUAACUUUAUGUGGAAUGCCUCACAAUGUUAAUGUUACCUCAUGAUCUUCCUAUUCACACUCGGUCAAUUCUUUGACAUCUGGUGCAUUGAAAAGGCUGCAUGUUUCAUAUGUGCAUGAGCAGAGAUGGAUUUCCACCAGCUAUACAGCUAUGAAUUGUUGGAUAGUUUGAUGUAAUAAAGAAUCCACAUAUCUGAGCUUGACUACCAUUGAAGAUGUAGUUGUCUUUUCUUGCCGCACAUGCUCAAAGUAAUAUGAACACCCCUCGUGUGGAUACAGGGUGUCGCAAAAGGUAUUCAAUGUUGAAAUCAUAAAGUAGAAUUAAUUAAAUUGUUAUGUUUAACUACAUGAUAAAAAUGUUGUGACAAGGCAAAGUUAUUGUUGUGUUUGAUGAACCAUGAAGAACAAUUUUGAUCUAUUCUUUGAACUUGGCCCACAUGUUGAUUACCGGUAAUCCUUUUAGCUUCAUUCAUGUAGGAACGUUUCUUGUAAAAACAAUACAUGAGUAGUAUGAGUAUGUAUGAGUAAUGAUUUAGGUCAAAUAUUUACAGGAUUAAUAGUGAAAAUAGUUGAUUUGAGCUGUGAUAUGCAAGGCUAUGUUUCUACAGUAACAGAUGGGUUUACCUUAUAAAAUAGGGUGAACAAAUAUUAAGCUAGCCUUAUUUUCUUAAUUGUCAUGCAACUUAAGUAUGAAUGUAUCAUCCAGAAUUCCAGACUAACAUGGGAACAUAAAUUAAAGGAUGUGGUUUAACUUUAGAUGUACAUAUUCCAAUUCAUUGUACGUGUAUUAAGUCUAUUUCAAAGGUACUGCUAAACAUCUUUUAGGCAAAUAUAUCAUGUAUUAAAUAAUUUACAUUGAGGUUCAGGAUUACAUUCAAGGUCUAAGAGUGUUUACAUGUUGACUAAAUGGGUGGGUUUUUAAGAUUAAAAUUGGCUGUUCAUGUAUUCCUCUGUAGUGUUUCACAGAGCAGUUAAGGACAUUAAUUUUGUGUAAUUGGUAUAAAGAAACCUAACCCUUAAUUCUUUGUAUAAGCGGUUAAUUUUACUAAAUCGCCAAAAUAUAUUUACAGCGAUAUUCAAUGAAAACAACUUUGGUGAUGUUCCAGCAUGAAAUUGAAACUGGAACUAAAGAGGCUUUCAAUAAUAAUUUGUAUGUGAACUAGAGGAACACAAUUUUCAAAUUAGAUGUGAUUAUGUCAAUGAUGAGAAAUUAUUGAAUGGUAAUUGUAAAUUGACAUGGAACAGAUCUUUAUGAAGGUGUAUGGUAAUGCCAUUGAUGUAAGUGAUAAUCAAAUCAUCAUUCUUGCAUUUUCAGCUGAAAAAUUGAAAUGUAAACAUGCUCAAAUGUAAUAACAAAACAAAAAAAUAUUAAUUCCCAAGAAAGCAUACUGUUUUGUUUUGCUUUUGUGUAUUCUGUUGCAAUACAACUUUUAUUAGGCGUCAUUCCAUUAACAUAUAUCAUGUCUUUAGUGAAUUCGACUCAUCUGGUAUUCAGAAUAAACUGACAAAUUUAUAAGAUAA